AACAACAUUGUAAAAAUAGUGAAAGUUAAUUUUGUUUAAUCAGAUCCUUAAUUAGCUGAUCUAAUUAAACAAUAAAACAAUGACGGACAGUGAUCUAAGCGCUCCUUCUCAAGAAGAGAUAGCCCAUAGAUUCAAUAUACCUGAGAGAAAGGUCAAAGUUCAAACUCUAAUGAAGACGUUAAAUGAUGAAGAACAGAAAUAUUGUAUCUGUCAAUCAACUGAUUGUACUUCCUUCAUGAUAGCUUGUGAUAAAUGUGAAGAAUGGUAUCAUGGUGUUUGUAUUGGAGUUACUCAACUUGAUGCUAAAUCUAUUAAACAUUAUUAUUGUGAUGCUUGUAGAGGUAAAGAUCCUAGUUUAAGUAUUAAAUAUAAAACUAAGAAACCCUGGAAAGAUAAGUUUAAAAGUGAUUCCAGUGAUGUUGAUAGAACAGCUAGAGACCCCAGACUACGUGAAUCUGGUAAAGCGAAGAAAUCGAGCAGAAGAUGUGGAGAUUGUACGGCCUGUCAUAAAAAAGAGGAUUGUGGGAGAUGUGAUUAUUGUAAAGACAUGAAGAAAUUCGGUGGACCGAAUAAAAUGAGACAGAAAUGCCGACUGAGACAGUGUGCUAAUUUUUAUAAGAAGAAGAAAUAUAAACAGGAAUCAUCGGAUACAGUAGAAAUAGAAGAUGAUACACCAACUCAAUGUUAUGGACCAGGCUGUAUAGAAUGUGCCAGACCAGGAUCUAAAUACUGCUCUGAUGACUGUGGAUUAAAACUCUCUAAAAGUCGUAUCUAUGAAAUGUUACCAAGUAGAAUUCAGCAGUGGCAGAGUAGUCCGUGUGCUGCCGAGGAAAACAAUAAACGAGCUCUAGAAUCAAUCAGACGGAAACAACUAGAGGCUAAAACUCGACUAGGUGAUCUAGAUCAACGUCAUAAAGAAUUAGACUCAUUAUUAGAACGAGCUAAACAUCUUAAAAUAGACCCUGAUCAAGGGGGAACUGAAACGGAAGAUGAUCUAGAGUUAUCUCUAUAUUGUGUAACGUGUGGAAGUGAGAUUAACCAACGUGGUGCUUUAAGACACAUGGAGAAAUGUUUCGCUAAGUUUGAAUCUCAAACAUCAUUUGGUUCUAUUUAUAAAACAAGAAUUGAGGGGAAUUCAAUGUUCUGUGAUUUCUGGAAUCCACAACAGAAGUUUUACUGUAAGAGGCUGAAAGUCUUGUGUCCUGAACAUACCAAGGAACCAAAGAUCGGCCAAGAUGAAGUCUGUGGGUGUUCCCUAGUAACCAAUGUUUUUGAUGAAACUGGGGAACUAUGUCGCGCUCCUAAAAGAAAAUGCGUCAAACAUUUUUGUUGGGAGAAAUUACGACGAGCUGAGAUUGAUAUGGAAAGAUUAAGAUGGUGGAUGGCUCUGGAUGAUUUAUUUGAGAAAGAGAGAACUAUCAGGAUGUCCAUGUCUAAUAGAAUGGGGGUGCUAGGAUUGAUGCUACAUCAGUCUGUGGACCAUGACCCUAUGACCCCUAUGACUACACCACAAAUAAGAGAUUCCAAUUAG
Molecule: messenger RNA, 1531 nt
Organism: Lottia gigantea (owl limpet)
Lineage: Eukaryota; Metazoa; Mollusca; Gastropoda; Lottiidae
Exons: 11
Coding region: 80-1531 (483 amino acids)
Biological process (GO): positive regulation of DNA-templated transcription
Cellular component (GO): Set1C/COMPASS complex
Molecular function (GO): zinc ion binding; DNA binding
Source: RefSeq, a predicted model, not a curated record